CUGUUCAGGCAGUCUGAGCCUACUACAGAAGAACCUUCAGUUGCAGCACCAUGAACCAAAGUGCUGUUCUUAUUUUCUGCCUUAUCCUUCUGACUCCGAGAGGAACUCAAGAAAUACCUCUCUCUAGGACUACACGCUGUACGUGCAUCAAGAUCAGUGAUCGACCUGUUAAUCCAAGGUCCUUAGAAAAACUUGAAGUGAUUCCUGCAAGUCAAUCUUGCCCACGUGUUGAGAUCAUUGCCACAAUGAAAAAGGACGGGGAGAAAAGAUGUCUUAAUCCAGAGUCUAAGACCAUCAAGAAUUUACUGAAAGCAAUUAGCAAGAAAAGGUCCAGAAGAUCUCAAACACAGAAAGAGGCAUAAUCACUGAACUACCGAUAAGGAUGGACCACAGAGAAGCUACCUCUGCCGUCACUUCCCUACACACAGUAUAUGUCAAGCCCUAAUUGUCCGUGGAUUGCGGUUCUCCUAAAAGGUGACCAACCACAGUCACCAAAUUGGCUGCUACUGCUCCUGCAGGGCGGUGGAUGGCUCAUCGUCCUGAGCUGUUUGGUAGUAACUCUGCCCUGGCACUACACUAUAAGCUAUGCUGAGGUGCUACAUUCUUAAUGAGUGUGCCAAGCCCUAGCCCUGCUACUGACAGCCUGACAGCUUCCUCACCUUUUCUAUCUUCUAAAGGGGGUUAUGAAGGGGUCUUCCCCCUCUGGGCUUAUCAGGGAUCUUAGAAUCUCAAAUAACUAAAAGGUAUUCAAAGCAAUAAUACAAUCUGCCUUUUAAAGAAAGAUCUUUUCUCCAUGGGCUUCUACUGCCAUCCCUCCAAGGGGCCCAUAUUCUUCCGGGUGUUAUAUACAUAAUUCCAAAUACACAGAACCAGCUAGAAGUAUCUGGAAAUGUAUGUGAAAAUAGUAUUAUUUAG
Molecule: messenger RNA, 915 nt
Organism: Eubalaena glacialis (North Atlantic right whale)
Lineage: Eukaryota; Metazoa; Chordata; Mammalia; Artiodactyla; Balaenidae
Gene: CXCL10
Product: C-X-C motif chemokine ligand 10
Exons: 4
Coding region: 51-362 (103 amino acids)
Biological process (GO): cellular response to lipopolysaccharide; chemokine-mediated signaling pathway; antimicrobial humoral immune response mediated by antimicrobial peptide
Cellular component (GO): extracellular region
Molecular function (GO): CXCR chemokine receptor binding; chemokine activity
Source: RefSeq, a predicted model, not a curated record